Messenger RNA from Nycticebus coucang (slow loris), 4709 nucleotides. RefSeq names its product ectonucleoside triphosphate diphosphohydrolase 1 (gene ENTPD1). The record is from RefSeq and is a predicted model, not a curated record. The transcript is spliced from 10 exons. Gene Ontology annotation, molecular function: UDP phosphatase activity; GDP phosphatase activity. NCBI's taxonomy places the organism in Eukaryota, Metazoa, Chordata, Mammalia, Primates, Lorisidae. The coding region runs from base 259 to 1785 and encodes 508 amino acids. Gene Ontology annotation, cellular component: plasma membrane. Gene Ontology annotation, biological process: nucleoside diphosphate catabolic process.
AAUCUUUCAAGUAACUUUCGGGAAAUGAGCUGCUGAACUCGACCAAUCUGUUCUUUCUGGUCAAUGAAAGAGACGUAGGGUUUGAGGUUCCUUGCAAAAGGGACUGGCUAAUUUAGCCCCUCCCACAAGACCAAGGGUCUGUUACAUCUCUGUUCCUUGAGUACCUCUCUCACUGAGACGAACUACAGCAAGCAGAGACUGAAAACAAAACAAAAUCCCCAAAACGAGGAAAAAGGAAGAAAACAGAAGCUGCUACUUAUGGAAGAUACAAAGGGUUCAGAAGUGAAGGAAUUUUGCUCCAAAAAUAUCUUGGUCAUCCUUGGCUUCUCCUGUGUCAUAGCUGUGAUAGCUUUGAUUGCUGUGGGACUGACCCAAAACAAACCUUUGCCAGAAAAUGUUAAGUAUGGGAUUGUGCUGGAUGCAGGCUCUUCUCACACAAGUUUAUAUAUUUAUAAGUGGCCAGCAGAAAAGGAGAAUGACACAGGGGUGGUGCAACAGAUAGAAGAAUGCAAGGUAAAAGGUCCUGGAAUCUCAAAAUAUGUUCAGAAAAUAAAUGACUUGAACAUUUACUUGUCUGAAUGCAUGGAAAGAGCCUUGGAAAUGGUUCCAAGGUCCCAGCACCAAGAAACACCUGUUUACCUGGGAGCCACUGCAGGCAUGCGAUUGCUCAGGAUGGAAAGUGAGCAGUCAGCAGAUAGGGUCCUGGAUGUGGUGACAAGGAGCCUCAGCAGCUACCCCUUUGACUUCCAGGGUGCCAGGAUCAUCACUGGCCAAGAGGAAGGUGCCUAUGGCUGGAUUACUAUCAACUAUCUGCUGGGCAAAUUUAUAAAGGCACAGAAUUGGUUCAACCUAGCAUAUUAUGAAAGCCAUCAUGAGAAAACUUUUGGAGCUUUGGACCUUGGGGGAGCCUCUACACAAAUCACUUUUGUGCCCACACAGCAUUCUGAGUCCGAAGAGGGCUCUCUAUACUUUCGCCUGUACGGCAAAAACUACCAGGUAUACACACAUAGCUUCUUGUGCUAUGGGAAGGAUCAAGCACUCUGGCAGAAACUGGCCAAGGACAUUCAGAUUGCAAAUAAUGGAAUUCUCAGGGAUCCAUGCUUCCACCCUGGAUAUGAGAAGACAGUGAAUAUAAGUGACCUUUACAAGACACCCUGUACCAAGAAAUUUAAGAGGACUCUUCCAUUUGAGCAGUUUGAAAUCCAGGGUACUGGAGACUAUCAACGAUGCCAACAAAGCAUUGUAGAACUCUUCAACACCAGUUACUGCCCUUAUUCCUCCUGUGCUUUCAAUGGGAUUUUCUUGCCACACAUCGAAGGGGAUUUUGGGGCAUUUUCAGCUUUUUACUUUGUGAUGAAUUUUUUUAACUUGACAUCGAAAGUCUCUCAGGAAAAGGUGAUUGAGGUGGUGAGAAAUUUCUGCUCUAGGCCUUGGAAAGAGGUAAAGACAUCAUUUGUUGGAAUACAGGAGAAGUACCUGAGUGAAUACUGCUUUUCUGGUACUUACAUCCUCUCCCUCCUCCUGCAAGGCUAUCAUUUCACAGCCAAUUCCUGGGAUAAUACUCAUUUCAUUGGCAAGAUCGAGGGCAGCAAUGCUGGCUGGACUUUGGGCUACAUGCUGAACCUGACCAACAUGAUCCCAGCUGAGAAGCCAAUAUCCAAACCUCUCCCCCACGGCACCUAUGUCUUCCUCAUGGUCUUCUUCUCCCUGAUCCUUGUUGCAGUGUUUUCCAUAGGCAUGUUUAUUUUUCAUAAGCCUUCAUUUUUCUGCAAAGAAGGAGUAUAACAAGAGCAGCUGGAAUCUGCUGGCUGGAGUGAAGAAAAAAAAAAUUACUUGCCCAGGGAGCACUUUCCUCUACAGUGCUAUACAAAGUCAUCCUUCCCUGCUCACCAGUAGUGUACAAAGUCAUCCUUGCUGGCUCACCAGGGCCAGUGUUGACCAACAUGAAGCUUAGUUUUUUCUAAAGCCUUUCUCUGGGAGGUAUUUACCUCCCUCUGCUGAAAGGACUUCUGGUAGACACUGUCUCUUUUGUGACUAUUUCUCGGCUGCCCCUUUCUUCUUUGUACUCUAUGCUUGUGCCCUUCUUAAAAACCUGUCACUUUUCAUGAUCUUUGCUUUAUAAAAGAACAAUAUUGACUUUGUCUAGGAAAACUGAGAGUCCUGAGUCCUGUGCUGGGAAGCUGAGCUGGUUAAAAGAUGAAUCUCAGGAAUGGGUUCAAUUGUACUCUUUAAGAAAAUCAAUCUCUCUCUCUCUCUCUCAUCCUCCUGCUUCCCAUUCAUUAAUAAAGCCAUACAAUGCCUUUGGAAAUGGCAGGCACACAUUCCAUUCCCAGGCUUCCCAUUGGGUAGGAAAAUUGUCUAGAGUAGGCAAAUAUGUGCUAAGGCCAAAGAGUUUUACAAGGGCAUCUACUCAUGACGUUAAUAUAAUUCAUAAUCCUUUCCAAGACAGGGAUGUGAAUGAGUCACAUAUUCCUGGAUGAUGCCAAAAUGCUAUAGAGUGGAAUACUCAGAACCAAGAUUUUUAAAAAGCAGAUGUACAUAUACACAUUCAAAUAUCAAGGCUUACUAUAUGGUAGAUGUAUAUACAUGUCAGGAAGAAAAAUAGUUACAACUCAGGGUCAGGAAAAUACAUCCUCCAAUGCAUCUUCUGAGGUUUUAUUUCUAUUAUGGUAAAAUAUAAAUAAAAUUUAACAUUCAAUUAAUUACAGAUCAGUGACAUUUAGUACAUUUACAAUGUUGUGCAACCAUCACCACUAUUUAGUUCCAGAACAUUUUUAUCAUCAAGAAAUUAUCUGGAGAUAAGACCAUCCUGGGUAGGCACAAACCUUUCAGUUAACAGCUGUGCUAACCAGCUGCACUGCCAAGAUGGCUCACUGAAUUUUAAAGCUAUGAUACAUCUUGUUGUCCCAGGUUUAAUUUAGUGAGAAGGCAGCAUUAUUAUGGAUUGGCAUGUUUUUGUUCUUUCGUUGUGUUUAAACAUCAAGAUAUGCCAGCAACCAUGUCAGGAAGUACUUUUGCCAUCCUUGUCAGUAUUGGAUUUAUUUACUUAUGCCAUGGAAUAUUUUGUGGGAGAAAUACUUACUAUGAACCUUACCCCAGAAAGAGGAAGAUAUCCCAUAUUCCUUUCCCUUAAGGGUUGCUGCAAGAGUUACCUAUACAGCAGGAUUAAAUGGUGAUGUUUUCUUCUUACCUUGUCCCAAGCUUUCCAUCUCUGGAUAUGGACACAGAUUGUUGAAUUAAUGAGAAAGAAAAUCCCUCCCACAAACUAGAAGCCAAAUGUCCCUGUAUCUCUUGAACAAACAAGUCAUUGUUGACAACGGCCAGGUGACUAAAUAUUAAAAAUGCUGUGGACAAGAACUUCCUUGAUUAGAAAUCAGAAGCCAAAUCAGAAACCGGUUGCUUAUAUUCUUGUAGCUUUUAUUGGUGCAUUUAUAGUGUAAAAUUAUUUAAUAGUGACCCAUUGUUUUUCACCUACCACACCCAGAAUGGCCCAGAGCAGAUUCCUGGAUCUGCCUCAAAACCAACCCUCUCUCCCAACAGAAUUGAGAUUAGGUUGUGCCUACUACCUCCCUCCAUAAGUGGAGAUUUUACCAAGUGGAGUUUGGCUCCAGAUACCUUAAAGGUAAAAUAUACACAAAUAUAUAUUACUAUUCCCCUUCACUCUCUCUCUCACUCACUUCCCAUUCAUUAAUAAAGCCAUACAAUGCCUUUGGAAAGGGCAGACACACAUUCCAUUCCCAGCUAUCCAUUGGGUAGGAAAAUUUUCUAGAGCUAAGGCCAAAAGAGUUUUGAGCUCUGUGCUCAAGGGCAUUGUAUUCAUUUUUUCUUUUAAUCCUCACAGCAAUAUGAAGAAGGCAGCUAUUACCACUUCUAUUUUAUAGAAACAGAAACUGGGGCUCAGAGAAGUUAAGUCACUUGCCUAUAUGGCUGAGCAAAAGUAUGGCAUGCAUUUAUCCAUUAUUUUCUUUCCUGAUUAUACUAGGCUGUCUCUUCAUAAUCUCUAAGCAUGUACCUAAAACUUGACAUGAAUACAGAGUUCAUGGGAUGUGGUAGAAAGGGAAGCAGACAGAUGGGCUUGUAAUUUAAUAUGUAGGUCACUGUGAAAGUAUUUUUUUCUUUUUAUAGUUUUCUAAAAUAUCAGGCAUUUUUCUUUCUGUAUUUUUUUUAUUUUUCAACUAAUGUAUUUAUUUUUUAUUUUUAUUAAAUCAUAACUGUGUAUAUUGAUGCAUUUAUUGGGUUCAGUAUGUUGAUUUGAUAUACAAGGUGAAAUGCUUACAUUGAACUAAUUAACACAUCCAUCAUAAUUAUAAUCUUUCUUUAAUAGUUUUGAAAUGUACCAAUGCAUCAUGUGCAUUAGGUGCGAUCCCCCCAAAUACCCUCUCUCCUUCCAUCUCCUCCUUCCCCUCUUUCUCUGCUUCCCUUCUACUUUCUGGACUAUAGCUAUGUUUUAUCAUUUGUAUGAAUGUGUAGGUGGUUAUAUAUUGAUAUCAUAGUAGUAUCAAGUAUAUUGGAUACUUUUUUCCAUUCUUGAGAUACUUUACUAAGAAGAAUAUGUUCCAGCCCCAUCUAGGUAAACAUAAAAGAUGUGAAGUCUCCAUUUUUUAUGGAUGCAUAGUAUUCCAUGGUGUACAUAUACCACAAUUUGUUAAUCCAUUCAUGGGUUGAUGGGCAACGAAUUGGGCUACAAUAAACAUUCUGGUGCAAAUGUC